Molecule: messenger RNA, 1226 nt
Organism: Cucumis melo (muskmelon)
Lineage: Eukaryota; Viridiplantae; Streptophyta; Magnoliopsida; Cucurbitales; Cucurbitaceae
Product: histone H1
Exons: 2
Coding region: 456-1082 (208 amino acids)
Biological process (GO): nucleosome assembly; chromosome condensation; negative regulation of DNA recombination
Cellular component (GO): nucleus; nucleosome
Molecular function (GO): structural constituent of chromatin; nucleosomal DNA binding; double-stranded DNA binding
Source: RefSeq, a predicted model, not a curated record
AAUUUCCCUUACUAACUUCAAAUCUCAACCAUUUUCUCUAACUGACCCAUCAUUUUAAUCUUCAUUUUAUCUUCUUUAAUCUCUUCAAAAUUAACCUAAAUUAAUAAAAAACAAUUCCCAUUUAAUUGCCACUUCAAAUUAAGAGAGAAAACACAAAACUCUCUUCGUUUUCUUUCUAUGAAAAUGUAAAAGGAAAAACAAAUCCUCAGUUUGUAUUUGUCCAAAGUACCUUCUCCCUUCAGGAUUUGCAUCCCAUAAUAACGAUCCGUUCUUUUCCACGUGUACGCCUCAGAUAUUUUCUUUAUUACAUGUUGGCAAUCCUUGUCCACUAGUACUGGCCAAUCUCAGCUCGUAUUUCCCUCCACAUCCAGAUUCUUCUUCCCCUAUAACUGUCUCCGAGCAGACCUUCGUCUCGAGCAUAUUCGAUAAGCGUUUGCGUCUUGAAAAUUUUGAUCAUGACAUCGACGGGAGAAGCUGCAGAAGUGAAAGUUCCGGCGGAGGAUGUUGCUCCUGUGGAGGUUGUUCCGGCUACGGAGGAGCCGAAGGAGGUAGAGAAGCCGGUGAAGGAGAAGAAACCUAGAGCUCCGAGGGAGAAGAAGCCUAGACAGUCUAAAGUUGCUUCACAUCCACCGUAUUUUCAGAUGAUCAAUGAAGCAAUCUCGUCACUCAACGAGAAGAAUGGAUCGAGUCCGUACGCCAUAGCGAAAUACAUGGAGGAAAAACACAAGGCGGUUCUUCCAGCGAAUUUCAGGAAAAUAUUGGCUCUUCAAUUGAAGAAUUCCACAGCUAAAGGAAAAUUGACGAAGAUCAAGGCAUCGUAUAAGCUCUCCGAAAUAGGAAAGAAAAAAGAUAAGAACGCAACGAAAGUCGCAAAAGCGAACGCCGAGAAGAUAACAAAACAGGCGAGAACGACGAGAACUACUGGAAGGAAGAGGAAGGCGGUGAAGAAGGAGGAGGCGGUGAGUAAGGCGGUGAAGAAGGUUGUUGCAAAGAAACCGAAAAGGUCUACUCCGGCGAAGCCGAAACAGCCGAAAUCAAUUAAGUCUCCUGCAGCGAAGAGGGCUAAAAAAGCGGUUGUGUGAAAUGUAGAGCAGAGUUUAAACAAGUUUGUGUUUGAAUCCUCUUCUGUGAAUAUCUUGGUUAAGAAUUACGAUCAUGUAGUGUGUAGAUCUAUUUUAGUGUUUUUGCUUCAUCUGCAAUGAAAAUAAAUCCUUUCUUGUUAUGAA